This is a messenger RNA of Galleria mellonella (greater wax moth), 1441 nucleotides long. RefSeq names its product beta-1,4-N-acetylgalactosaminyltransferase bre-4-like. The record is from RefSeq and is a predicted model, not a curated record. The transcript has 9 exons. Gene Ontology annotation, biological process: carbohydrate metabolic process; glycosphingolipid biosynthetic process. Gene Ontology annotation, molecular function: N-acetyl-beta-glucosaminyl-derivative 4-beta-N-acetylgalactosaminyltransferase activity. The coding region runs from base 178 to 1269 and encodes 363 amino acids. Lineage: Eukaryota; Metazoa; Arthropoda; Insecta; Lepidoptera; Pyralidae.
AUAAUACGUACGAAUUACUUUAAACGUAAACUUUGCUAAGUGUACAUAUAGAUACAAACAGUACCUGAAUUUAACCAACUCGCAAAAAUUUGAGGCAGGUGUAGUGUGUAUGCAAGUGACUAGAGUUGUUUCACUACAAAGUCCGCGGAAAGUAGAUAAGACUUGUAAGUAUAAAUUAUGAGAUUGGAAGCUCUGAAGACCUGGCAUGUACCACGUAAAGUCCAUCCCCUACUACUGCUGAUGAUGGCUGUUGUCGGCGUUAUUUCGUUCUUCUCAAACAUACCAUAUUACGAAUACAACAAUGUGCGUCCGAUUGAACGGACCGAUACUGUGGAACAAAGACUUGAACUACUGGAAUCAGUUUUAGAACAAAGAAAAUAUAAAGAAAGCAUAUUGAAGUAUAAUACUGAAACUGAAUAUACAGACAGCUGCAAUGCUACCAAUAUUGUGAAAAAUGAAAGUUUGCCUCUGUGUGAUAAUAUGCCGCAGGAUUUAGGCCCCGUUCCAGUGAAUAAGACGGAAUUAGAAUUGGAACGAGUGGACACUCAGUACCCGGAGGUAGCGUGCGGAGGAAAGUACUCGCCUCCUUACUGUACUGCUAGGCAUAAAGUAGCUAUAAUUGUACCAUUCAGAGAUCGUAAACAACAUUUGGCUAUAUUCCUAAAUCAUAUGCAUCCAUUUCUAAUGAAGCAAGAAAUCGACUAUGGAAUAUUUAUCGUUGAACAAUUAGGUAAUGCAAACUUCAAUCGUGCCAAACUGUUUAAUGUGGGCUUUUUGGAAAGUGAAAAACAAAAAGUAGGUGGUUGGCAAUGUUUCAUCUUCCACGAUGUCGACUUACUACCAUUAGAUCAGAGAAACAUAUACUCUUGCCCAAGCCAGCCUCGACACAUGUCUGCUGCAGUAGACAAAUUUGAUUUCAAAUUGCCAUAUAAAGAAAUCUUCGGUGGAGUGUCAGCUAUGACAAAGGAGCAGUUCACCAAGGUUAAUGGUUUCUCGAAUGAAUACUGGGGCUGGGGAGGAGAAGACGACGACAUGUCUGCAAGAUUGAGAUAUUUGAACUACCACAUCGAGAGAUACAAUAUGUCCAUAGCACGCUACACUAUGUUAGACCACGAGAAAUCGAAGCCCAAUCCAAAAAGGAUGAGCUUGUUGCAGACAACAAAUCUAAUAUUUAAAAAGCAAGGUCUCUCUACUCUUGAGUAUGAAUUGGUGGAUAUAGUACACCGUCACCUGUACACACACAUCAUAGUCAAUAUUGACGAACGAUAAUUACGAAGGAUUCCAUUUAUCAAUAAAGUGAUAAAGUGAAACCACGUCUAAGUAUAGAAAUGGAACUAAGAUCGUUCCGGUUGAAGAGCUUUAAUUAUAAAGUCUGUCACGUUUGUAUUAUUUGAUAAUAUAUUAAAACCAAAAAAAAAAAAAAAUUCAGUACUUCUGAAUG